UCGCUAUUUCUUUUCGACACAUUUGAUUUCUGCGAUGUUCAACUCCCAACUCAACAAACUAACGACCAAGCUGAAUCAGAACUCACCAUCUAUCGCCCGUCAAUCGACCACCAAGAGUACGAGCACCACCAGGCAGCUGAUGAAGAAACCUUGCCGAGCACGAGAUCCGCUGAACCCUCUACUCGACCAGUUCAUUAUCGGAAACAUUCAAUCCGGCGAUCAGCACCCUCAGUCGAGUCCUCCUCCUCACGAUCCCGUCUCGGGUACCUUAUCUGAAUUCGAAAGGUCCAAGAAAAUCUAUUCAAGCUCUCAAGCGAUGGAUAGAAGCAUCCAGAAACUCAUCAAAAUCAACACACUUUCCACUCCACUACAACCUCAACCAUCAACCUCGAAAAUAUCCCUCGAUCAUCAUCCACCCUCCCCACCUCUUGACCCUACCUUCCGCUCCCUCGAAUCCGCCUUCCAAUGGACCCAGAUUUAUAUCCGCUUCUUGAGAUCUUCACCCAGCCCAGAAGUCUUCGCCAGAAGGAUCAAAGAGCUCAUCCACAAGCGACUGCCCAAGCGACUUAUCGAGCCGAUCGUCAGGCUUCAUAGCUCAGAAAAAGAGCUAGUUUCUGUUGAAUCUUACAAUCAUUUGAUCGCCUAUUACUACCAAUCAGAAAGAUACCAUCAAGCUCGAAGAUUGAUCAAGGAGAUGGAAGAACGGGGGAUCUCAAAGAACCAAGAAACUCAAGAGUUGAUUGCAUGUUCCUAUCAAGCAUUGAAUAAAUUCAAAGGGGUUCAGUUGACGUUAGAUGCGAUUAAAGCUGAAGGUCACCAAGUAAGCCAUCAAUGUUUGACAAGGCUGUUCUCAAUCCGUCCAAGAAGGCCAUCUAAACUUGAACAUUUCGAUUCGAUGGACGAUCCCGUCCCUUCUACAUCUGACCAUCCUCCCGUCAAACCAUCCUCAAGGAAGAACUCACCAGCCAGCACAGAAGACCAAAGCUGGAUGCCGAUCGAAGAGUUCCUGAAACACCAUCGCUGGGAUUCUGAGAACUUUAGGAAGGACGGUCGAGCACUGGUGACCCUCACCAAGCGACUGAUGGAGCUCGGCAGAUGGAAAGAAGCAAGGGAGUUCGUCGAGGUCAUCCUCACCCUCGAUCUCAAAAGGAGUACGGCCGAGAAUUCUCGUCUGGAAAUCACUCCAUAUUGGGCUACCAGUCUAUUAGAGGCACUAGUGUUUGGAAUAUACAACCUCAAGCGACAACAAUCUAAUGGGGACUCUAAAUCGACUUCGGAUCGGUUACCAGUCGAUUGCAUCUUCCGAUUCGUCGAGCGCUUCCUCGAUCAGCAUCCGGAACACCAGAUCAAAGCCAAUACUCGAAUCUUAUUGAACUGUCUGAGGGUUCAGACCUUCCUCCCGCCCUCUGAAAUCCACAGGAUAUCGACGAUCUGGACCAGCCGAUACGGAUUGGAGCCAAAGCUGAUGGGCUCGAGACUAGGCAUCCGCUUCUUGCACGUCAUCUCCGCCUGGUUUCUUCGGCUCCUCAGAUCCACCCAAGCGCACAUCUCCAAUCUUGAUCGAUCCGCUCCUCCAAGCUCAUUGAACAAAGAAAUCCAAGAAGAAUUGAAUGAAUUAAUCAAAGAGUACCUGGUAAUCGACGAACACUUGAUUGAAUGUUUAAACCUGAGAUCGUCUCCUCAGUCAGGAAAGCAAGGAAGCAGGUCGAGGGGAGAAGAGCUGCUCAUCGAAAGAUUGAUCUUGAAUGGUCCGGUGGACGGGAAAUUGGUCCGAACGAAGUACAGAUUCAUCAGUCUUCAAGACCUCGAAUCGAUCAAGUCUAGUCUCAAGAAGAUCUUCAAGAUUCGGACGAAGAUCAUCAAGCUCAUGAGUCUCACCUUCCGAGCCAGCGUCGAUCCAUCCUCCUCUCAACCAACCGCGCAAAGCUUCACCAACCCGACCGAUCUGAUUGAAUUCUAUGGUCCCAUGCUUGGUGACGAUGGACGACUGUCGAAGUUUUUGAGUAAUCCUGGUCAUGAUAGCCGCGAUGAUGGUGACGAUCAAGGCCCGACUCCAUUCAGCCAGAAGUUUGGUUCGCUAAUCCACCAGCUCAAAACCCAACUACAGCCCAACACACCUCCAGACCAUCCACAUCAACUCACCCUCGACCUCGUCAACAAAAUCUCCACACCCAUCGGCCCCCCUCCUGCCUCUUCCCAACAUCAUCAUCAACAACCUCCUCGUCGUCCGGCCUAUCAUGCACUUCUUUGUUGGAGAUCUGAAAACAGACAUUCGUCGCCUAUCUAUUUUAAAUCUUCUUCUUCUUCUUCAUCUUAGUCUUUUCUUUUUCUUUAAUUCGUUUUCAUUAAAUCAGUCUUGUUUGGUUUUCAGAAUCGCAUUUUUUAACUUAAUUUUAUCGUUCAUUCUGCUCGAUUGGGUGUUUGUAGCAAGAGUGGGAGGGUGGGUAGGAAGUGAGGAGAGAAGAAUCGUUGAGGAAUGAGUUUCUUACAAGCUACAUGUUAAACUGUAAUAACACUAUGGCAAAUUGAUGGAUAAACAACCUGUAAUUUUCGAACCUGCAUGUACGAUGUGUGGUGGAGUGAGUAUGGCG
Puccinia graminis f. sp. tritici CRL 75-36-700-3 is the source of this 2591-nucleotide messenger RNA. RefSeq lists its product as uncharacterized. Lineage: Eukaryota; Fungi; Basidiomycota; Pucciniomycetes; Pucciniales; Pucciniaceae. The transcript has a single exon. Gene Ontology annotation, molecular function: protein binding. The record is from RefSeq and is a predicted model, not a curated record. The coding region runs from base 35 to 2317 and encodes 760 amino acids.